CUUUUCGAAUUACUCGACAGAUAUGACAUUUUGGCGCCGUGGCACGAAACGUCAAUUAAAAUGAACUGGUUGGGCGGUAAGUAUCCGGUAUCGUUAUUAAAUUAUAGAAUACGGGCGUUACUGCAGUUGCACACUGCACAGUACACCACGAUACAUAAUUUUGUAUCUGUAUCAUUCAUUCCUGAGUUCACGUAUAUAGUCUAGUUUAUUUCUAAAUAAACCUUGGACCUCGGAUGCCUUAAACCAACAGCCAAAAAUAUUCGACAUCAAAUAAAUCCAUCUACACAGCAGAUAGGUACGCGUACCUAGACCUCAUAUUGUACACGUACUAAUUUUCAGCAAGUAUAUAGGUACUUAAGAUACUACAUACUAUUCGAUCAAUAGAACAAAAUGUAUGCACAUAGAAGUACAGUUACAGCCAAGUUAUAUAAUACCUGCAUUAUGAAUGCAGAUUUAUGCACAUUUUAUUACACAUGUGCACAGUACAGGGUCAACAUUCCAGGUACAUUAUGCAUUUUCAUUCGUGUACUGGUGCACUCGCAAUAUGUACCAUAGUUCGACGUAAAACCCAGCAAGCCGGCAAUUUGCCGCCUGCCGAUAGUUUUUCUGGUUACCAUAGAAAUUGUACAUAUGACCAAGUACUUCUACAUAUAAAUGUACGAAUACUUCGUCUUCGUCCUACGCCAAGUAACGAGUUCAUUUCCAGAGUAUUCGACCAGUAGUUCAUUCGCUUCUUCUCUCCUCAUACUAUUAUGUAGCUUUCUCCCGCUGUUUUUCGCUCAAUUUUCAUUAUUAGAUAUACUAUAAGGUGUUUAUUUUACAAGUCAUUAUUUCUACGUCGACGAUUCGAGAAAAUAAAAAUGUCUUCUCGGAACAAAUCAACGCAAUACAGUCUUCAAACGAAAGCUCUUAUUCAAGAUACAAUGAAAUCGAUCAAAUUACCAACUAGAAAACGUAAAGUAAUCGAAAAAUUCUUGCAAAAUGGAAAAUCGAUGCCAAUAUUCAGGGAAUCGACUGCACCUAACUCCGCAUUCGGCACAGUCUUAUGCCAACGCCAAUGCAAAUCGUCUAGAACAAAAAAACGAACCAAGUCUGCGAUGAUAGAACUAGGUGCUUACGAUAUCGAGCAAUUUCAACCAAAUGAAAACGUCGUCGAUCGAGAUGAAGAAAAAAGAAAACUGCAAGAUAUUUUCUCCGGUAUCGAGGGUAUUGACGAAAAUACUGCUGAUAAUGAAACCGAUAACGAGACGUCGAAAAAUACGAGAUCGAUUACGUUUUCUAAAAACGAACGAAUUAAAGAACUUAUGGAACAAGUACAAGAACGGAUAGAAUUCUUGCAAAUUAUGCGUCAACUUGGCUGUGCACGUAAAUACGAGUUCGACAUGACGUUGGAAAUUUCGCAAAAACUGGCUCGUUUACGCAGCUUAUCUGAACAAUAAACUUCUAAGAGCUGAUUCAUUUACGGAAUACUCGAAUAAUUCUCCAAAAUGAACAACAAAGCGAGAAUAAUUGCGGAUUAAAAAUCGUAUCAAAAGGCGAAAAGAAAGCUUCCACCAUCAAAAAUUCGAAUUCUCAGACGACCUACUCACAACAAGUCACUUCAACGUUUCCCAUUCAAAAUCAGCGAACAGCAAACGACCAAAAAGAAUUAUUAUAAUCUUCUUUGAAAUAAAACAAAACAUGGAUUUUCGCGAAAAUAAACGAUUAGUUUACG
Molecule: messenger RNA, 1714 nt
Organism: Planococcus citri (citrus mealybug)
Lineage: Eukaryota; Metazoa; Arthropoda; Insecta; Hemiptera; Pseudococcidae
Product: UPF0193 protein EVG1-like
Exons: 5
Coding region: 861-1439 (192 amino acids)
Source: RefSeq, a predicted model, not a curated record